Molecule: messenger RNA, 5500 nt
Organism: Protopterus annectens (West African lungfish)
Lineage: Eukaryota; Metazoa; Chordata; Ceratodontiformes; Protopteridae
Gene: STK36
Product: serine/threonine kinase 36
Exons: 27
Coding region: 426-4544 (1372 amino acids)
Biological process (GO): protein phosphorylation
Cellular component (GO): cytoplasm
Molecular function (GO): ATP binding; protein kinase activity; protein binding
Source: RefSeq, a predicted model, not a curated record
CAGCCUGGUUCUUCGCGUCUUUUCCUGUUUGCUGAUUCAGGUGUUGACCGGCAAGGGAUGCUAAGCAGGCUACUCAAAGACAGUUGCAAAUGGCGCAUCCACCCCGGUGAGCUUGGCCCCGUACAGACACUGACGGCUGUUAGGGACAAUCCCAGCGUUUAAAAUUCGGGUCCCCAGUCCCCUCAAAAUCACAUCAAAGGAACGCCCACUUUGUCGCGUCAUUCAAUUCCCACUCACAGUAUCAGUUUGCUUGCAAGCAUCCGCUAUAUCUUCGGCUGCAGUGGUGUUUUGGAGUCUAAUCACAACUCUGCUUUAGCUUUGGUUCCCACAUCGCUUUUGGACAAUUACCUCCUUGCUGCAUAAUCCUUCGGAUCUUCAGUUUUAAGGCAGUUCUGUCCUGUUUGAGCACCAGCUGAUGUGCUGCCAUGGAGAAGUACCAUGUUUUAGAAAUGAUUGGAGAAGGCUCCUUUGGAAGGGUCUACAAAGGACGGAAAAAGUUCAGUGCGCAGGUGGUUGCUUUAAAGUUCAUCCCUAAAGUGGGCCGUUCGGAGAGGGAGCUGAAGAAUCUGAAGAGAGAGAUUGAUAUUAUGCGAGGCCUAAAACACCCUAAUAUUGUCCAGAUGUUGGAUAGCUUUGAGACUGACAAGGAGGUGGUUGUGGUCACAGAUUAUGCUGAAGGAGAGCUGUUUCAGAUUUUGGAGGAUGAUGGAAGUUUACCAGAAGAACAGGUCCAGGACAUUGCCUGCCAGCUGAUAUCUGCUCUGUUUUAUCUUCAUUCCCACCGUAUCCUUCACCGGGACAUGAAGCCGCAAAACAUUUUGCUAGGAAAAGGAGGCAUUGUUAAACUCUGUGACUUUGGAUUUGCCCGUGCUAUGAGCAUUAACACACUGGUGCUGACCUCAAUUAAAGGUACUCCCCUCUACAUGUCCCCAGAACUGGUAGAAGAGAAACCUUAUGACCACACUGCAGACCUUUGGUCUGUUGGCUGCAUCCUUUACGAGCUCUUUGUGGGGACACCACCCUUCUACACCAACAGUAUCUUCCAACUUGUCAGCCUAAUUAUCAAGGACCCAGUCAAAUGGCCAAAAAACAUGAGUCCAGAUUUUAAGAAUUUCCUCCAGGGGCUGUUGACAAAAGAUCCCAGGCAACGACUGUCCUGGCCAGCUUUGUUGCACCAUCCUUUUGUAGCUGGAAGAGUCACGGUUGUGGAUGACACAGUAGGACAAGGCAUCGAGAGUCCCUUUACAGUGCAGUUACCCCCAGAGAUGCAGGCCAAGAAGGAGCAGCAGGCAGAGGCCUUGGCACCUAAGAGUGGACAGUCAAAAAUCCUGAAGAAAGCCAGGCAGAAGAUGGCUCAAGAAGCCCAAAAGAAGGAACAGAACAAGAAGCCACAGGCUCUUGCCUCUUCCCGUCUUCACCCCGAGGUCAUCCAGAAUAAAACUGAACAGUCUCCAGCCCGAGAAUCUUGUGCUGCUACCAGCAGAGCACUAAAGUUCAGGCAGGCACCAGCAGAGAUCACUGUGGUGGACAAGACCCUUGUAGACACAGUAAAACCUUCACCAGCAAAACAGAGACCAUCAGACCUCAGUAAGUGGAAUCGGAAUGCAGACUGGGAAGUGGAGCAGACCGUAAUGACGCCACGGUCACACAGCAUCAGCCAAGACUACGCCCGAGAAUUCCCAGAAGGGAAAGUUGGAAGGAGGGCAGUGACUGAAAAGAGCCAGAAGAUGAAACCUGAUACUCAUCGCAGUAUCCAGAAUGUGGAUCUGGAUAAUGAGGAAGUGGACAGUGAUGAUGAGUGGCAGCACUUCAUUGAAGCAACUGAACCUUCAAACCUCCAACUCACAAUUCCUCUGACGCUUCUCAGUGACCAAACAUUUAUCCAGCGCAUCCGGAGCAGACUGAAACAGUCCAGCUCACAGGUGGCAGAUGGAAUGCUAGAAGGAGCUUCUCGCCUUCGUCCUGCUCUCCAUGUCAUAGGGAACCUUUUAGCUACCAGAUGUGACUUGGAUCUCCUUUACAAAUUUUGCCAGGAUGUAGAAGCCCCUCACUGUCUCCUGCACUUGAUAGAGCAGAUUGUUGAUAGUGCUGUUAUCAAACAGCAACCUUGGUGCAUCACCCUUCUCUCCGACCUCACUGCGGUGAUGGGUGCUUAUUUCGCAAGUGACUUCAACCACAUGCCCACUGGGAAUGGAGACAGCUUCCAAGUGUUUGAACAGUCAAUUCGCCAUUUCCUAGGGCUUCUGGGUAAACUUUUGUCCCUGCCAAUGGAUAACGAGUUGAAACUUCGAGAACAAGCUGCUGUGUGCCUAAUCUGUCUCUGUGAGAGCCUGGAUCGCAAUCCCGGCCUGUCCGUCUCCAUCUAUCCUAGCUUUGUAGCCGAGUAUUGUCCUGUCUUGGACAUCAUCCUAAGUAACCUAUAUCUGGACCAGCGCACCCUUAAGACAUUAGAAGGUACCUUAGGAGAUGCAAAGGUCGUAAAGGAACGUGGAGAUCAAGUAGUUGGAGCGAUCACAGCAGCACUUGCUGCACUAAUCAGUGUUCCUCCAGGGGCCAAAGGGUGCACGGAGCCAAAAGCGAAGAUAUCAGUGUAUUUGGCAGAGAAAUUGCUGAGCAACAAAACCCCUAAAUUGACGCAAAUGUUCCUGCAAGGUCUUCGGACCCCUCUUCUUGCCAUCAGUGUGCUCAAAGUGUUGUAUGCUUGCUGUCAUGUCAGUCAUUCGGCUUCCCAGACCUUAGCUGGUGCUGCUCAAGAUAUGGAGUCCAUUCUGUUCCUGAUUCAGGGAAAGGUUCCAAUGCCCGAUUUGUUGCAGGUACAGGUGGUAGAAGUGUGUCUCCAUCUCCUGUCAUUACUUAUGAUUCAGCUGCAGUCCAUCCCACCACAAUUGGAAGGUGUACUGGAUAUAAUUAUCUCACUGUUUCUAGAGUCACGUGUCACUUCUCAUGUGGGUGCAGCAGCACUUCUGCUGGUGCAGCUUAGCAGCUGUGGGUUACCAGUUGAACUCAAGUUGGAGGAGUUUUUGUCAGCCACAAAUAAUGCCCUCACCUCACCUGCUCAGCUGUAUGUUGUUCCUCCGAUGGAGUUUGGGGCCUUUGAUGGACUCCUGGUUCUUCUCAUGCAGAUGCUAAUGGAGGGAGACUUGACACUGGUGCGGGAGUUUACCAACUCUGAACUGUGGAGUGCUGUAUGGCAUCGCUUCGCUGUGGUGCUGCAAGUCUCCAGUGACCGAGUCAUCAUGGAGGGAGAAACACCACGACCAAACAAACCCACACCAGAACCCGACUGGAUGUCUAUUUCCCCAUCAGGAAUGCAGGUUUUUCUCAGCUUAGUUCUUCUGAUCUUCACCAAAGAACCACUUCAGUGUGUGCAUCUGUUGACCAGCCAGACCACAGUUGCCAUGACAACACUCACCAAACUGCUGGCCCAGGACUUCUUGCAGCACCUUUCCAGUAAACAGAAUUCCCAACCAACGCAGAAAGACCGAGCCAUUGGUGACAACACCUACUCCAUGGUAUUACACGUCUGCCAAAUUAUGUGUGUUCCAUUUGCAGUUGAUGUAGCAGAGGAGAUGCUGAAUAGUAUUCUUGAAGCCUUUGAGGAAUAUGAAGUCAUGGUCAAGCUCGUACAGAUUUGUGUCCAUCACCUUCCUCUUCACCUAAGUGAGAUUCCCAUGAGCCUUCAGGUUCAUCUUAUACUCAGCAAUAACUCCUUCAUUGUCCAGUUUGUGACUGCAGCCUGUUCUGAUCCUGCAAAGGGCUUCCUUUCAUCCAUUCUUCUUUCAGAUUAUACUGUGUUAGUCACAGACCUUCUCUGCCUCCUCAGUCAUGUAGCCAGAGCAUCUUCACAGUAUGUGCCUUUCUUAAUAAGUAUACUAGAAGGCCCGAAUAAGGACUAUGCACCUCUAAAAUAUAUACUUUGCCACCAUGGUAAUUCUGUAAGGGCCAAAGCUUGUGGGUUUAUAGGCAACCUUUUGAAGCAUGGAAGUAACUUCAGCCAGAUCUUUCUGCAACAGCCUGGCCCGCUGGAGAAACUAAUAGAAUGCCUUGCAGAUAAAGAUGAUGGUGUGCGGAAGUCAGCUAGCUUUGCUGUGGGAAAUGCUGCAUUUCAUGACAGUUCUCUUCUGAAGCCACUCGGACCAGCAAUACCAUGGAUUGCACAGCUGCUCAGUGAUCCACAGACUAAGACGAGGUGCAAUGCAGCUGCGGCACUUGGAAACCUUGGGGCACACUCUGCGGAAGUAUCCAUGCCUUUUAUCAAGGCCCAAGUUCCUCAUCUUCUCCUGAACCUUGCCUGUCAUGACAGCCAGUCCAGUGUGCAAGAGGCUGCCUUGAUUGCCCUUCGAACUUUGAGUCAGCAACCAAAGAUUCACCAGGUUUUGAUGUCACUCAAGGCUAGUGAGAAGCUAUCAACACUCUCCCAGAGCACACCAUUGCAGAACGUAUAUGGUAGUCCAAGACCAAGAAGUGCAGUGAGUGCUUCUAGUGUCCGGCACUGUGCCAAACUGAUUGAAACACUGAGACCCACACGUACUGCACUUAAAUGACAUCACACCCCAUACCAGAGUGACCUCCAAACAAGGAUUAUCAAAACUCUGAGACCCAAACGCAGUGCACUGAAAUGACAUCACAGGCCAUUUCGGAAUGAUCUACAUACAAGGAUUCAUGGAUGUGCUAUAAAAGUGAUCAGUGCCAUGAGAGCCGUGCGUACUGUGAGGAGAUGAAAGUCGCCAUUGUAAUCAGCAAACAGAAAUAUAUGAAUAUGGAGUGAAAAGGAUCAGUGCCUUCUGACGAUCGUGGAUCACUGGCUGUGUGAAAGCCUUGAGUCUGCACCUUCCUUCAGGAAUGAUCAAUCUCCAGAUAGCUAAAAAGUUUGCACUAAACUGUUUUGUAGCUUUGCUUUGUACUUCAGCCCAGUAACGCAUGUCACAGCGUUAGUUGCUGAACUUUUAUAAAGUGCAUAGUCCUCUUGACGAGAUACAUUAUAUUUAAUUCUGUGGUCUCUCAGUCUUGGAAUGUAGGCGUCUACCAGCAAUAACCAUCAUAAACUCUGAAACAGUAGCAAAAUGCAUUUGAAAACUUGUUAGACGGUGCUGUUAAGUGUAUGUAUUUUGUAAAGUGGUUAAUAUUAAUAGUUGUGGGGAGUACAUACCCUAGUUUCUUUAGUGUUUUCAGUCUGAUAUUAGCAAAGACAGUAACUUUAGUGUAUGUUAAUGGCUACUAGUACAGCUUUUUGUGUUGUAUUUAUAGUUUGACAUUUUUUGUUUCUGAAAAACAGACACAGAAGCCAGCAUUCUUGUAAACAAUUGCAUAAAUAUUACUCAUUGGGCAGAAGAAACCACCAUACAAAUGGGUCCCCAGUAAGUACUGCAAGUGCAACCUUCCAGAGUUGUAAGGAAAGAGUGUAUUACACGUUAAGGAAGGGUUGUUUAGCUACACCAUGCAAAUGAAUCCUACACCAUGCUGACACCCAGAAAAGCAGAAUUCUGAGAUGUAUUUUUAA